Messenger RNA from Amborella trichopoda, 1502 nucleotides. RefSeq names its product cytochrome P450 716B1. The record is from RefSeq and is a predicted model, not a curated record. NCBI's taxonomy places the organism in Eukaryota, Viridiplantae, Streptophyta, Magnoliopsida, Amborellales, Amborellaceae. Gene Ontology annotation, biological process: sterol metabolic process. Gene Ontology annotation, molecular function: iron ion binding; heme binding; oxidoreductase activity, acting on paired donors, with incorporation or reduction of molecular oxygen.
UUCUUUGGGUGCUUGUGAUUGGCUUGGCCACUUUGGUGGUGGUGAGCCGGUGGUGGCACAGCCAGCACCACCAAAAGGGCCUCAAGCUCCCCCCAGGAACCAUGGGAUGGCCCCUCAUAGGGGAGACCCUCCAAUUUAUUGGCGCCGUGGGCUCGAAAGGGACCGAAGGUUUCCUCAAAGAGAAGGCUCAAAAAUAUGGGACUGAGGUCUUCAAGAUCUCUGUCCUCGGCCGGCCACUUGCAGUAUUUUGUGGAGCUGCAGGCAACAAAUUCCUGUUCUCAAAUGAGAACCGAGUGCUUGUAACGACAUGGCCGCCCUCAGUCGCGAGGAUAUUUGGCAGUGCAUUGAACAUCGCGACAGGGGACCAUGCCAAACGAACGCGUAAACUCCUAAUGGCUUUUUUGAAACCGGAGGCGCUCCAAAAAUUCGUCAGUCAAAUGGAUUUGGUAGCUCGAGAGCACCUUAGAACACACUGGAAUGGGAAACUGGAGGUGAGGGCAUACGAUAUGCUAAAAGUAUACGCAUUCGCCUUAGCCUGCACCCUGUUUGCUAGUAUUGAGGGCGAGGAGCGUAGGGCAGAGCUCUCUGCACUCUUCAAGGUUUUUCUCAGAGGGCUAAUGGGGUUGGACCUGAAAAUUCCUGGAACAAGGCAUUAUAAGGCUAAAAAUGCGGCGGCUGCGCUAAAGAGAGAGCUCAUGAAGGAGUUGGAGGAGAGAAGGGUGGCUUUGAGUGAGGGAAGAGCGAGCCCGAAGCAAGACCUACUGUCCUAUUUACUCACCACUGCUGAUGACCAGGGCGGUUAUAUGAGCGAUACAGAGGUGGUGGACAAUAUCUUGCUCAUGCUUUUCGCUGGCCAUGACACCAGCAGUUCGACACUGUUGAUGGUGGUGAAGCAUUUGGCUGAGAAGCCUUACUUCUACAAUGAAAUCCUCAAAGAGCAAAGAGAAAUUGCCCAGUCCAAAAAGAAAGAAGAACUACUGAAUUGGGAAGAUCUCAGAAAGAUGAAAUACACAUGGAAUGUGGUGUGCGAGGUGAUGAGAGUUUCACCAUCGGUCUCGGGAACUUUCAGACGCUCCAUAACUGACUUUAACUAUGCUGGCUUCCAUAUACCUAAGGAUUGGACGCUCCAUUGGAGUGUGUAUACCACACACAUGAUGGCAGAGUAUUUUCCAGAGCCUGAAAAAUUCGACCCCUCCCGCUUUGAUGGAGCGGGACCGCCGCCCUACACGUACGUGCCUUUCGGUGGGGGACCACGCAUGUGCCCCGGGCUUGAGUUUGCAAGAGUGGAGAUUCUAGUGUUGUUGCACAAUUUGGUGAGGAAUUAUAAGUGGGAAUUGAUUUUCCCAGAUGAGAAGAUACGCAUGGAUCCAAUGCCUGUUGCUGAAAAGGGACUCCCAAUUCACGUCCACCCACAUCAGUAACAGUCAUGGUUGAUGAGUUCAUUUGUUCCAGUCGUUUGUUGUAUAAUUGAAGUGUUUAGUGGUUGCUUUUCUAUGAAAUGA